GAGAAUACCGAAAGGGUGAACUUAUAUAACCCAUGGAAACCCCUCCACGAUAACCAAACCACCUCAAUAAACUAUUCCAGAAAAAAAUAAUCACAGAAAACCAUCCCAAAAAAACUAAAACUAUUUUCUAUAUUUCUACAUUUUCACCUUCAUCCAACAAAAAGGUAAUUUUCCGUCCCUUUUAUCCUUAUUCAUAUCCAUUGUGAUUAAUUUAAAUUAACGCGCGACGGCAAUUUACAUCAGCCCGUCGACGACGGGGUUUUUAAGCGCAAUUAACCCUUCAUUUUAGUUGGUGAAUGUGGUUGGUGUCCAAAUGCAACAGUUUGAUGAGCCGGUUGUAUGAAUAAUAACUGGUCGGAAAUUGGACGGGGACCGUUCUAACUAUGUGUACGGGAGGUGCGCGAAGUGGUUUAGGGCCCUCCGGGGUAUGUUCGUGAAGGACGGCUCGCCACGGCUACCCGAACAUCGUCGUACAGUUUCUGGAGGAGGAUCAGCAAGAUUAUUAGGCAAAAAGAACCAUCUAUUAGGUUCUUAUCGACGGCGACGGCGACCUCGUCAUUGGUUUAAUUGCACCAGAAAAAAUCACGAUGACGAGAUUUUUCUUCUUCGACGUUUUGAGAUUUGCAACAUCAGUGAUGGUUGGAACCAUCGUCUUGAGCGUUGGUUGCAAUGAUGUUGUUGUUGACGAUCCUGCCAAAGCCCAAUUCGAAGCUGCCUUUCAAGGUAGAUGUGGUCGAGGUAGCCCUUGCGACCAACUCUGCUAUGAAUUACACGAUGGAAUGUACGAGUGUGACUGUAGGAUGGGUUUUAUAUUGCAGGAGGACGGCUACAGUUGUACAGAACUCAAUUCAACGGCUUCUUCAUUUUAUUCGAUGAACGAAGUGGAUGGUGGUAAUGAAGAGGACGUUUUAUAUCAAAAAGACGCUAUUUUUGAUGUACAUCUUAACGAAAAUUUUACCGAAGACGACGAAAGAAAUUUAAAUAAUACUUUGAAAUCUUCUGAAAAAACCGUUUCCACUUCAACAACGGAAAUUCCAUCAACGGAGAGACCGUGCGUUUUGGAUUGUGGUCCUAACGGGGGUUGCGUUAUUAGCGAAGAAAGUUCAGAACCUGUUUGUUUGUGUCCCUUGGGGAAAGGCGGCGAAAGAUGCGAGAAGGAUUUAGAAAUAAGAUCCCCAAGGUUUACCGGAUCGAGCUGGUUAGCGUUUCCGGCCCUACGAGGCGCCUAUAAGCACGUCCAAGUCAACCUGGAACUGCGUCCUGAGUCGUACGACGGGAUCUUCUUCUUGACGGGCGAAAGAGACGAUAUGGCCGGCGAUUUUAUGGCCUUACUACUCCACCAGGGUUUUAUAGAGUUUAGAUUCGAUUGUGGUUCUGGUGUUGGACUUGUAAGAUCAGAAGAAACUGUUUUGUUAAACCAAUGGAAUCAUAUUACAUUGUACAGGCAUCGAUGGGACGCUUGGUUACAAUUAAACGGAGGGAAGCACAUUCAAGGUAGAUCCAAGGGGUUAUUUUCAAGGAUAACGUUCCGUGAGCCAUUAUUUAUCGGCGGUACGGGUAAUACAACAGGACUUUCGGAGAAAUUACCGGUUUCUGGAGGAUUGAAAGGGUGUAUCAGACACCUAGAAGUAAACGAUCACCUCUACAAAUUUGCAUUGGAGCCCAGUGGCGAGGCAUCGAAAGGAUUUGGAAUUGAGGAAUGUACAGCAGAUAGGUGUAGUAGAGUACCAUGUCAACACGGUGGAAAAUGUUUAACAAGUGAAACAUCUGCAGUAUGCCUUUGCCCUUUGGGUUUUUCCGGCGAUCUUUGCGAGAUAAGAGUCGACUUAGAAGUACCGUCAUUUAACGGUUCAAGUCAUUUAAGAUACAAAGGAUUAGGUGAAGAAGCCUUAACCUGGUUAGAUCUUCAAGUAACUUUAAAACCAACCGCAGAAGAUGGUUUGAUUCUAUACAACGGUCACCGCGGAAACGGAAUCGGUGAUUUUAUGGCUUUGUAUCUCCGUAAAGGACGUGUUGGUUUCGCGUACGAUCUCGGAACGGGUGUCGCUGAAGCUUCCAGUCAGCACAAAAUAAAUCUGGGCGAAUGGCACGAAGUUAGGAUAUCGCGAACAGGGCGUCUCGCAAUUUUAGAAGUUGACAAUCAAAUUCCGAUCGAAGUCUUAUCCCCGGGGGCGUUCACCCAAUUAUCCUUACCACAAAAUCUCUACUUGGGUGGUGUACCUAAUUUCAAUAUGGUUUCGCCCCAAAUAAAAACUCGCUCUGCCUUCGUUGGUUGCGUUCAAAAAAUUGAAAUCAACGGAAAACCCGUUUCGAUACUCGCAGAAGCUUUAGGGGGCGCCAACGUCGAUAAUUGUCCACAUCCAUGCAUCGCGAAACCUUGUGGAGAAGACGGAGAAUGCGUACCGGAAAUGGAUUAUUUCACGUGUAGAUGUAAACCGGGUUACAGAGAUCAAUUGUGUAGCAGGGGACCACCAGGAUUUAGUGGAACUGACAGUUACUUACAUUUUAAUGAUCCAGCUACACUUACCACCUUGGUAUCGGAUCCAUUAGAUAUUAAUGUCCGAUUUAAAAUAACGGGAAGCGAUGGCUUGAUUUUAUGGAUGGAUUCAGGAUCCGGUGACUUUUUAUCGUUGGGAUUAGAACGAGGGGCGCUCGUCUUGAGGUAUACAGUACGAGCAGAAGAAAUCGUUGUUGUUCAUAAUAGUUCGACGGUUCAUGAUAAUUUAUGGCAUAGAAUUAAAGCAGUUAGGAAUGGUGGAUCUGGUUUAUUAGUUGUAGAUAAUGGUCCAGGUAUAACUCAUCAAUUUGUUGAUGUUCCAUCACAAAGAGCAACACAAGAAGGACUGUUCAUCGGUGGAAUUCCGGAUGAAAAUUUAAGUACUGGUGGUCGUUAUAAAAAUGGUAUAAAAGGAUGCGUUGCUGAUUUAGUUUUAAACACAAAUUUCCGUUUAAAAUUAGUUGGUCACACAGCUGCGAGUAGAAACGUAUUGGAAUGCGAACUUUGAGACGAGAAACACAGCCACAAAUUAAAAAGUUUAUAAUAAAAAAAAAUAUAUCAAGAGCACGCCACAAUAAACUAAAAAUCGAAAGAAAAAAAAUAAACGCUACGCGAAUAAUAUAGUUUCUACUUUUUUAAUGCCCUUCGAAAAGAAAAUUAUGAACAAAUAAGGCUGAUUAACUUAUUUUUUCGAGACGGAUUAUAAGAGAUUAUAAAACAUAGAAUGGGGAAACAACCAAAAACGAAAAUUAUCUAGAAAAAAAAAUGAGAGAGAGACUUGUGAAUUGAGUCAAUAUAGUUUUUUGUGUGUCAAUAUCACUUAAAGAAAAAAAUAUCAGUGGAAACGUUUAAACAAUUUGUGUUUAGAGAAGAAAUAUUAAAAAAAAAAUAAAGUCGAAAAAACAUGUAGAUAGUAAAGAAAAAAGAAAACCUGAAAAAUGAGUAAUGUAACAUUAAUUUUAAGCUUUUUUUUAUACUCAAUUUCUUUAAAAACCCAAUCCUUUUUAUAUAAUGAUCGUAUUGUACGCUAAAUCUUUAAAUUCUAUUUCGUAAAUAAAUUCUUUCCUUACAGAGAUUCAGGAUUUAACACUAAAUUAUAAUUACGACAAAAAAAAGUAUUGUUUUAUUUAAAAAAAAAAGCCUAACUAAAGAUCUAUUCUUUUUUUUUUAUACAGAAAAAAGAAUAAUAACAAAUGUCAAUUGAUAGUGAAAUCCUGAAACUCAUUCUAAAAAGCUCUAAAUUAAUUUAUUAACUUGAGAGAAAAAAUUUGUAUGAAGUCUGUCUUUAACGAAAAAAAAAAAUAAAAUAAAAAAUGAGGAAGGUAAGCACGCAUUUCUCUGUUUAUCAGCAAAACUGCAAUAACUUAAAAAAAUAUCAAGAUGAAAUCAUCAUCAAAGUAGUUGUAAUAAACGGUCCAGUGUAAAAUUCACAUCGUUAUGUAUAAGAAAAAAAUAAAUGAAUUAAUAAAACAGAACAAAAAUACCUAAGAAAAUAUAUUAAGUAUGUAUAUGAAUGACGUAAGUAAAACCUUAUUUGUACAGGUAGGAUAAUUUGUGUGUUAACAAUUACAAAUUGCUUUUGA
Molecule: messenger RNA, 4080 nt
Organism: Onthophagus taurus
Lineage: Eukaryota; Metazoa; Arthropoda; Insecta; Coleoptera; Scarabaeidae
Product: EGF like, fibronectin type III and laminin G domains protein pikachurin
Molecular function (GO): calcium ion binding
Source: RefSeq, a predicted model, not a curated record